AUUCACAACUUACUGUACUUAAACUUUGUCCUCAUACGUAGCUAGCCCACAUACAUACGUUACCGGAGACAAAAAUAGCAAACAUAAACAAGCAGGUAACUUUGAUGACGCGAAUUUUGUUAUCUGUUCUAUUUUUGCUAGGUUGUCGUCCAACAUGGCGCCGAUGCUUGACGAGGUGGUUUUCAGGUGCUCAUAAAAAAGACGCAUAAGUAGCACAUUACUUAGAACUAAACCAAAACCAAAAUGAAGACACACGAUCAGCUACAGCAUUACCUCGGUGAUUUCGGAACGUUCCAGAAAUUCAUAACUUUACUUGUUGUCCUCUUGUCACCACUAUGGGGGGUAACUGGCAUUUCCAUGACGUUUCUGAUGGCGACGCCCGAGCACCACUGCCGGGUGCACGAACCUGGAUCCUCGGGGGAACACGGCCUCUCGCCCGAGAGCCUCAACCACAGCAUCCCCUUGGAAAACCUUGACGGAAGAUCAGUUUAUAGCUCUUGUUUGAUGUACGUACAAACGAAUGAGACAAAGACUGGAGAAAAUCGUAGUACAACACCAUGCAUCCAUGGAUAUGAGUACGACCGGACUUAUUAUCAUCGCACCAUUGCCACAGAGCACGACUUAGUGUGUGAACGAACCUGGUUGAAUGAAAUGGGCAAGUCCGUCUUUUUCGUGGGCUUGAGUCUUGGAGGAAUCGUUUCAGGAAUAGCUACCGACAGAUUCGGACGACACCCAACACUUAUAGUAUGCCUAUUCCUACAUCUAGUGUUGGGAAUAGGAACAUCUUUCGCAUCAAAUUUCGCCACCUUCGUCAUUCUUCGUGCAAUGGUUGGAGCGGCCGGGGUCGGAUACUACUUCUGUUCUAUGGUGAUAGCCGCAGAGAUUGUUGGACCUUCCAAGCGAAAUGCAGUGGGAAUGGCAAUCGUGACCGGCGGUUCGUUUGGCUUUGCCUUCUCGGGGUUUCUGGCCUACCUCAUUCGGGACUGGUGGAAACUUCAGUUAGCCCAGGCACUCAUGACUGCUCCGUUUCUGAUGUUUUAUUGGUGGUUGCUUUCUGAGUCACCAAGAUGGCUUCUAACCAACAACCGUGUCGACGAGGCCAAGGCUGUCAUUCAGAUGGCAGCAAAAAUGAACAAAGUCGUCAUCCCGGACGACGCCAUCUUUAGCGAGACAGAAAAGUUAUCAAACGAGACCGAAGAAGAUUCCAGCAGAAAAUAUGGAGUCUUGGACCUGUUUAGGAAACCUCGCCUACGAAAAAUAACGAUAGCGACAUGCGUUACUUGGUUUACUGAAGUAUGCGUGUACUAUGGCUUGAUACUUGGAUCAGUCGAGUUAGCUGGGGACCCCUACCUUAACUUCAUCCUGGGUUGCUCACUGGAAGUGGUACUGAACGCAGUAACAUUGGCAGCCAUGGAGAGGUUUGGAAGAAAGCCUGUUAUAGGAGGAUCCAUUUUAGUGGCUGGAACAUGCAGUAUGGCAUCAGCCAUGACUAGAGGAUUCCCUAAAGUUUCUCGAGGGUUCGCCAUGGUAGGACGAAGUGGAAUCGGCAUUUCCUUUUGCAGCCUUAUGGUGUACACCCCGGAAGUGUUCCCAACAGUAGUCAGGGGCACUGGUCUUGGACUGGCCAACAUGUGUUCGCGUUUGGGCUCUGUCCUGACCCCCUUCGUGUCUCUCCUGGGAGAUGUGUGGCAGCCCCUCCCCAUGGUCACGUUCGGGACACUUUGCUUUGUAGCCAGCCUGGCCAUCUACACACUGCCGGAGACACUCGGAGUUCCACUAGCUGACACCCUGGAGGACAGCGAGAAUUUCGGGAGGCCUGAAGACCCCUUCCGGGAGUCAUUAUGCUUCGCUGUGCAACAUAGAUGUGUAAAAACAUUAGAUAACAAGAGUUCGUAG
Branchiostoma floridae (Florida lancelet) is the source of this 1896-nucleotide messenger RNA. Its product is annotated as organic cation transporter protein-like. Gene Ontology annotation, molecular function: transmembrane transporter activity. Lineage: Eukaryota; Metazoa; Chordata; Leptocardii; Amphioxiformes; Branchiostomatidae. The record is from RefSeq and is a predicted model, not a curated record. The transcript is spliced from 9 exons. Gene Ontology annotation, cellular component: membrane. Bases 244 to 1896 code for a protein of 550 amino acids. Gene Ontology annotation, biological process: transmembrane transport.